This is a messenger RNA of Phytomonas sp. EM1, 345 nucleotides long. The record is from the annotation of a GenBank genome assembly. Lineage: Eukaryota; Euglenozoa; Kinetoplastea; Trypanosomatida; Trypanosomatidae.
AUGAACGCGUUUCGCGCCCAGCUCGAUCGCGAGCGAGCCUUAAUGGAAAAAGAGGUGCUCGAACAAUACGCACGGCUUGGGCGAAAACUGCUGCUACAAGAGCACGAUAAUCGCACCGCGUUGCUCACGAAAGAACGGGUGAAGUUCGCGCUGAUCGAGUGGGAGUUCACGGAGGAGUUGACGAUGGUGGCGGGGCGGCGAUUGAGGGAGCGUUGCUUAGAGGAGGAACAUCGAGGGCGAGUCGAGGUUGAUGCGGCCGAAGAGCUCGCCCGCGAGGGGCUGAUCAAAACCCAUCGCCAGCAGCUCGAGGAAGUUGCUGAAAACGGACGUGAGCGUAGCAGUUGA